AUGCAACAUCGUUCUGCGUCUUUCGUUUUCGAAACAGUGAAACAGGCGACGUCACCUCUGAAAAUGCCCUUCAUCAGCGUUGUUUUGCAUAAUCCGUUGGCGAACGUUGACAUUGUGAGCACCGCCCAACGGAGCAGUCGACCAAUCAUCGGCAGCCGUAACGCCUCCUCUCGUUACUGUCGUGUGGCGAUUAGCGGUGUAAAUAUGAUGAUGGCCGAUUCGCAACCGGCUCGUUUCUCCAUCGAGGAUCUGCUGCGAUCACGACACACUAUUUUGGCCAACGUGCUACCAAAGGAAGACGCGAAGAAAUUCGACGAGCAGCACCGUGUCGCACUACCCACGGCGCUUGCACCCGUUAGUGCUGCUGGUGUUCCAAACGCUGAACAAAUACCGUUUUGGCUCAGCUGCGCUGCGGCAUCAUUUCCACUUGAACAGAGUAUCCUGAUGGCUCAGAGGACAGUUCUUCCUCAGCUAUGGGCUGCAGCCGCUUCGUCAGAUGCACUACGAAUUGCUGCCACCAGCAAAUCGUACAGAAGUUGUAGACGAAAGGCUCGAACGGUGUUUUCUGAUCAGCAACUGCAAGGGCUCGAGAAGCGCUUCGAAACGCAACGAUACCUCAGCACUCCAGAGCGGAUUGAGCUAGCGAAUGCCUUGAACCUCAGCGAGACACAGGUGAAAACGUGGUUCCAAAAUCGUCGCAUGAAGCACAAGAAAGUAGUACGGAAGGACCACAACGGAGUCGACGUACAGGAAGAAGAGGAGACCGACUGGGCCGACGUCGUCAUCUAG
This is a messenger RNA of Angiostrongylus costaricensis, 789 nucleotides long. The record is from the annotation of a GenBank genome assembly. NCBI's taxonomy places the organism in Eukaryota, Metazoa, Nematoda, Chromadorea, Rhabditida, Metastrongylidae.